This is a messenger RNA of Ixodes scapularis (black-legged tick), 2448 nucleotides long. RefSeq lists its product as uncharacterized. NCBI's taxonomy places the organism in Eukaryota, Metazoa, Arthropoda, Arachnida, Ixodida, Ixodidae. The record is from RefSeq and is a predicted model, not a curated record. The transcript has 8 exons. Bases 175 to 2448 code for a protein of 757 amino acids.
GCCAGAAGUGUCCUCGCCCAAGUCCUCUUACGCCGUGCUCUGGACGUCGUUCAAACGGGCGACAGGCGUCAAGUUUGUGAUGACGUAGCGGCGUCAAAGCGGGCAGAGCCGAGACGAAUUGCGAACCCGGCGGGGUGAGGUUCCGGCUUAGAAACGCCGACAGGAACCGACGGGAUGUCGGGGAAGGAGACAGCGUCUGUGCACAGCUCCGACGACGAAUCGGACUGUGACACUGAAGCUUCAAAGAGCAAGAAGCCACCAGACAAAAUCUUGGUUUUGCUAGCUGUGCCGUGCUCUCAAAUAACCAACGACCUCAUCAGCUUCCUGCGAGUGAUGUGCAUCACCUGCGAGGAACAGAUCAAUUAUUUCGACUUUAAGAAGGUGCUCAUCCACAAGCACCUGAAGAUCAUUUUCUGCAGGAACUGCUACGAGAGGUACGGAGACGACAACUUCCAGAAGGACUCCAGCGGUGCCGACGAGGACUGCCGGGGGUGCGCGGAGGGAGGGAGCCUUGUGGUCUCGGACUCGUGCAGCCGCGGCUUCUGCAAGUCGUGCAUCCGACGCAACCUGUUCCGCAAGCAACUGAGCUGCACCACAUCCCUGGACGUAUGGAACGGCUACGUCUCCGACGCGUCUCCGAACGAGAACCUCGUUAACAGCGCCGACAUAACACGCGAGUUCAGCAAGAAUCAUCAUCAUCUGCAGCAGCAGCGGCCUUCGAACCAACUGGCGUCCGCGGCCGACUCGCCCGGCGACACGGUUAGCGAGGACGUGCAGCUGAGGAUGAUAGCGGAGACGAUGUCGCAAAUUCAGCGGGCGCUGGACGAAUUCAGCAAGGCAAAAGAGGGGAAGGGCGCUGACUCCGAAGUCCUCGUGAAGACAGCCGAGCUGAUGCACGCCAAUGCCCUGACUCUGGCCAGGAUAACAGAAGACUUGGACCGUUUACAGCGGCGGCAGAAGCAACUGCAGCGUAUGAACCGCACAAGGACGGCGGACAAGAAGAGGACUUUGAAAAAGAAGACAGAGGGCAAGGGUAAGGGCAAGACGGAAGAGGAUGGGCAAGGAGGCGAGGAUGCGUCCGAUCCCGUGGGCGACGCGAGCACGUCUGAGAUCGCGGACGAGAGUUUGGGCGUCGCUGUGGAGGCCCGACAGGAAGAAGUGAAGGAAGACGAACAGGCAGGAAAGGACAAGACGAAAAAAAAUGUUGCGAAGAAAGAGGACGGAGAUGGCAAGGACAUAGCGUGCAGGGAGCCUUCCGCAGCAGGCGAAACCCCGACAAUCGUGCUGGACCUCCCCGAAGCGCCGAGUCUCGGCGACGAGUUUCCGCCGGUUGCCGCAGCAGACGGCGAGGACUUCGUGGUGAAGUGGCAAUUGCCUCUAGAUGAGCUGAUCCGGCAGUUUAUUCCCGACGAGUCUGGGCCACGGACGACUCGCGUCGAAGUAGAGCUCAGUCCGAGCCACGACGAAGCGUCCGCCAGCCGGAAUACUGCCGCCGCGGACGAAUCGACUGCGGAGGUGGGUGGUGCCAAGACGCGGAACUUUUGCGACCCCGACACGGACAGCAUCGCUUCGUCGGCAAAGGGUGACAGCCUUUGCGAUCUGCCGAUUGAUAGCAACAAGAGCUCGUGGGAAGAAAACGAGCCGUUUACGGCACAGACGAAUGACGAGCAGCGCAAGAAGCGUUCUCCGCUCAGCAAGAACCAGAAGGCCCGCCAGGCCCUAAUGCGCAGCUUGCGGUACUCUGGGGACGGUCCCAGUGACGAGGACAGCGAGGACGACUUGCCGCUGAGAUCGGGGCGGAUCCAAAAGACGACUCCGACUCGGCGGCGGAAAAAGUGGAGCCCCAAGAAGAAGGCGCAGGAAGCAGGAUCGGAUCCGCCGACCCCGGCACUCUCGGGCUCCUCUACCCCAGCGCCGGUCGGGGUGGAUCCGCCGGGACCCGACGACCCCAAGCUGAGACUGGUGCCGGUCGUCGUGUUGCGGAAGCUGCCGAUCUUUUGGGACACAUGGGCGGAGCAAAAAAAGAGAAAGAGCGAAAACGACAUCUCGAGACUCCUCAGGUUUCCGCAGCCAGCCCGUAAGCGCGACAGGACGCCGAGAAAGCCGGAGGAGGCGAAGGCAGUGGUGGCUAAGUCCAAGAACGCCGACACUCAAGGCAUCCAAGCCAGCGGGUUACUCAAUAUGGAACGUACUGGUGCAGCUCGUAAGAUGUGCCACAAACAAGGGAACUUUGGUUCUGUGUGCAGUUGCGGUGCAUGGUUCAUGGGUGCCAAUGCAGAAAGCAUUGACAAGAUCCUAGAACGGCGCCACGUCUGUGCUGUCAUUCGAUGGAACAACACCGAGUGUUUUGAAGUGAUGCAACUUGCACUGUACGGAUGUUCGGACAAGUGCCAACAGGCACCAUGUUUGGCAAAGUGGUUGUGGCUGGUGAAGUCCCACCAGGGCUAA